AUGAAAUUGGAUCCUGGACAUACAGUGCUGACACACGGGCGAUUCAGUUUGCUGUCGAGUAAUCCGAGCCAUCCCGAUAAUUUGCGGAAACUAUCGAAAACGAGUAUACCGUCACAAAUGCCGAAGCUAGGCGGGGGCAUUGAUGUGGAAGGUGGCGCUAGCAGUGUAUUGGGCAAUAACAAGGUAGG
Sphaeroforma arctica JP610 is the source of this 188-nucleotide messenger RNA. RefSeq lists its product as hypothetical. Lineage: Eukaryota; Ichthyosporea; Ichthyophonida. The record is from RefSeq and is a predicted model, not a curated record. The annotation marks the transcript as partial. The transcript has a single exon.